This is a messenger RNA of Babesia ovata, 5376 nucleotides long. RefSeq names its product SAC3 GANP family protein, putative. Gene Ontology annotation, cellular component: nucleus; cytoplasm; transcription export complex 2. Gene Ontology annotation, biological process: mRNA export from nucleus. NCBI's taxonomy places the organism in Eukaryota, Apicomplexa, Aconoidasida, Piroplasmida, Babesiidae. The transcript has 2 exons. The record is from RefSeq and is a predicted model, not a curated record. Bases 1 to 5376 code for a protein of 1791 amino acids.
AUGACGUUAAAUCCGCCGGACUACCUCUCGAUCCCUGAUCGUGAUGGAUCAGCCCCGGCCAGCCGGACGCUGCGUAAUCAGCUGCUGCGCCCGUUGGAGGGUAACGAGUUGGGAGCUACGAUUCUCAAGCACCAGGAGGUGGCGUCAUUCUUGCGCGGAACGCAAACUGACCGCAUGGUCGGCGAGGUGUUGGGCAUGUGCCCCGCCAAGGAGAUAAAGCAGAAGCUUGAGAUGAACACCGCGAGUGACCUUGAGCGCAUUUGCAGCACUAAGGUGAACCCGCGAUUGGCGCUGAAGAGCUUCCAGCGUUCCGACGCAAGCCGUGUGUUCAAGCCCGAGGAGACUCGACCUGCAGUCUGGUGUCGUCGCACCAUCUUCAACAUUCUGUGCUACUUCGUGGACGCAGACUUGGUGCAGAAGCCCUACUUGAUGCCGAAGAAGUUUUCGUACUUGGACGUGUACAACUUCCUGCGUGACCGUCUGCGCAGCAUUUGGCAAGACCUGACGGUCCAGCACUGCGCCAAGCACCGCGCCUACAUCGAGUGUUUCGAGAUUAGCAUCCGUUUCCUGAUUUACUCCAACGAGCAACUGUGUGAGAAUGAGGAAUACGACAUCGCGCAGAACCGCGGCCUGCUGAACACGUGUCUCGACAAGCUAAUGGAAGGCUACGAAGCCGUGCACAAGUACAAACACGUUCGACACUCGAAGCGCCAGAUGGAGAAGCAGCGCAGCGCUAACCCACAUUUUGACGAGGUGAUGGACAUUCUGGUGUACCAGUCUCCGCAUGAGGCUGAGUUUUGGGGUUAUCGGCUGCUGCUGCACAUCCCUCAGCUCUUGCUUCCCGGUGGUUCCGCAACGUUCUGCGACAUUAAACAGCGCAUGCCGGAAUCUCUGCGCGAGUCGCCGCUUAUAACCUUUGCCGUGGAGGUGUGCCACACGGCUGCAUCGCGUAACCUGUAUCGCUACUUCAGACUGAUGCGUCGCGAGGACUGCCCUGCGCUUUACGCCGCGCUUAUGAACAGGUUCGCAGCCUGCCUUAGGGUCCAAUUCCUCGAGACAUUGGUUGUGUACAAGGUUGCGAAGAGGGGAGUGAACCCUAUGGAUAUGGGAACUUUCAACUCGUUCUUCGGUUUUGACGGCGAACCCGCGGAGAACGCAGAGAAGUUGUUGAAAAAGUACGAUAUCACCAUCUACAGCUCCGGGGAAAAGCAGUAUUUGGAGUUCGAGGGCGCCAAUGCGAACCAGUUGACGUACGACAGUGCGGCGUUGCAGAAGCUGACCAAUAAAUUCCAGACGACUAGCUCUUUGGUGCGCUCGAAGCUCGAGAGUUAUGCCUCUCGCCAACUUGUAUUUGACCCCGACUUCGAAUACCCUGAAGGCACGGGUCCUGACACUCCCGGCACACCGUAUGUUGAGGAAACUCCCCCGGAACCUGAACCGCCUGCUGCACCAGCCCAACCACAACAGCCCGUGUUUUCUUUUGGCAAGGCUGCAUUUCCGGGUUUCCCAGCUGCGCCUGCACCAAUUGGAAGCGGUCUACCUGCCAUUGGUUCAGGCUUUGACCCCCCAGCGUCUAGCAAGAUUGCGUUAUCAUUUGGACAGUUGCAGAAUGCUCCGGAGUCCAAGCCUUUUAGCAUCUUCGGAUUUGGCGUAGAGCCUGUAGAACCUAAGCCGUUCGCUUUCGGAACUACUUCUACUACGCCAGACCAGAACAUUUUCGGCUUCGGUUCCUCAGCUUCGGCCGCUGCAAGCAACACCAACCCGUUCGGUUCAGGGUUCUCGGCCACUGGAGUGUCUGCACAGGCGCCAUCUAAGCCAUUAGUGACGCAGCCAGAAACAACGCCUACAAACGACAACGUCAAGCCCUUUACGUUUGGCGCUGUGCCCAGUCAGACAAGCCCAUUUAUAUUUGGCGGGCCUCCCGCCACUACGGAGAAGGAUUCGGACGCAACUGUACCUGCUUCAGCCAGCAACAUUGAUUCCGUUGGAAACACUUCGAGUUCAGCACCGGAAUUUACGCCGCCGUCGUGUGGUAUACGGUCAACUGCGCCUCCUCCAGAGUCGGACAGCAACACCAAAGCGGUUAGUGGCGACAGUACACUUGAGCCGGGAGAGAUAUCUUCGAAGAAGAGUUUUGUGCUUCAAGCUCCUCCUUCAGACGACAAAUUGCCACAACCGUUGUUUUCAUUUACCGUUGACAGCACCUUCGCAAAGCAAUCGAAGCCUCCGCUGUUUACCAUACCAAGCACUUCAGCUACGGAUAAGGAUGCCAAUAAAGAGGCUCUUCCACCAACCGCAGCACCAGAAUCGGCCAAUGAUUCAAAGCUGACGUUUACUUUUCCGGAUUCCAAGCCUGCGUUCCCCAAUAUUUUCGGCAAGCAGCCCGCCGAAUCGGCGCCUCCACCAUUGCCAUUAUUCGGCAACAUACAGCCAACGCCGGCCAGCGAUCCUCAGAGCGUCGCAAGUGACCCGCUGCCAUUAGCUCCAGUUGAGGAAGUUGUAAGUCCUGAACCAGUGAAGCAAAAGGAAGAGCUCGAAGACGUUUACUCGUUGAAAAGGAUCAUGGAAGCAUAUGAGAAUGCGAAGGCAGUAAAGCGAGUCAAAUUAAUAAAACCCAAACUUACAAGUGAUGUGAACUCCAUGCGACUCGAAGGCGCAGUGCAGAUGCCUGCACGUAAGCGUCUACUGCACCAUCUUCGAAGUCUGGUGGGUUCAAUAUUGGACCGUGCAGUAACUGGUGCGAUGUUUGGCCGACAUUCAUACAACCAGUUUGACGGACCGGUGGUUUUAGGAGGGAUAGAGGAACCCAUGAGGAAGCGUUUCCGGCGUUCUGUAAGAUCGCCGUCAUCGGAUGCCAAUGUAACUCAUUCGGAUGUCUAUGCGGCAUCACAGUCGUCAUCUAGACGGGAUUUAGGAGAUGGCAAGGGAUUUUCAAUAAAGCUAAUCCACGUCGAUGGUUUCGCGCGCGAGGGCAGCCUCCGAGACAUAUCCACUCAUCGAUGCGUUGAAGUUCUGUACCUCAAUCGACAUGGCAGCGAGCGAUUCUUGGUGAAAGCCUACAUCAAGUAUCUGGUUGAUCACGGUGUCAGGUGCAUCAUAAAGCCGUGCUACACGUGUGAUUCGUGCUGGAGAAACCACGGUUACGACAUGCAGGAGGUUCUAAAGAUUCUAGGCUCAUCAACUGUUCAAGUAACUAAAGGAGUGUACAAGUUGGCACGGUUUAUCUUACGACAUGCCUCCAGAGCCACUGUGAAGGUAGCCAAAUAUGUUCAAAAGCGGCUACGUGAUGCGCAAGAUGGCGAUGCUAGCGAGACAGAUGUUCCACACUCACCUCCACUCAUGCAUUCCGGUGACAUGGGGCAUCUUGACCUGGCUCUCGUCACCGAACGCGCUUUAAAAGACAUGGCCAUUUCCACGAGUUCGCGUGCACUUGCCACGGGUAAAUAUUUGGCGGGUGUAUACGGGAGUUCUUCACGUUUGGCGCACCGGUUUGCCGACUGUUUCAAGGAGUCGAUGAAUAGCGAUGUUUCGCCAUUGGAAUUGUUGCUACGAGUGGCAAUCAGAAAAUUGGACUCCAUAAUUGGGAGCACUACUGCAAACAUGCAUGACAGUUUGGGCUACCAAGCACCCCUGCACGCCUAUAGCGUUUGGGCCACGGGUAUCUCUUUCCACGUGGCGCUCUUUGACCCACUGGUGAUACGGAGCGAAUUGUUGAAGUCGUCGAGCGGCGGCUCUAACGCUCGUGACAUAAUGGCUGAAGGGUUGCUCAAACGGUUAAUUGAGGAGUACCACGGCUCGGACUACUGCCUGCGCCUGAAGCAGGAUGUGCUCCAUAUGUCCGGAUUUGACAUCGGUGCAGAUCGUCUGGUCCUGGGUGAAGAUGCUCCCAGGCGGUUGAUGAUGCAAUGUUGUUCUGCCAGCCCUGUGGUAACGAAGGAGGGCGAAUCUAAAAUGCCGUUAACAGUGGCAGUUUCGUUGAACUUGCGUGACGAUGGUUUUGGCAUACAAAGAGAGGUGCAAUUUACUCCGUGUUCAAGGGAACGCAAUCUGUCAUCUGUUUCCCACGGCCUCAAAACGAACGGGCACCAUGACGGAGAUGCGAACGGUGAAAAUGUGGCCAAGGAUUAUCAUCUUCGCCAUCGUUUAGAAGUCAUUCCUCCGGAAGAUCCGAGGUACUACAACACGGCAUCAAUCGCUCUAUAUGCUCAUUCUAAUCCGGUUUACAUCGGCAAGGAGGAAUUGCUGCACGAGCUGUUCACAUCCGCCGCAAUGCCAGAUCUGCCAUCCAUUAGCAGUGGCAUAUCUGCUAUAGACUCGUACGGCAUCCUGUCAACGUUGCUGCAUGCCAGCGGACCAGAAAUAGGCGGGCGGUAUCGAACGUGCGUGGUGUGCUACCGUCUUUCUGUUUCUAGACUGGAUUUGCUGACCUUAUACGAGUACUUCAACACGAGCCUGCCAAACACGGUAAGCAUAUGCGGGUGUGCUGAAAAGAACACGGAGACAUGUGCAACGAGGCUUGAACAGGUUAUGUUGUCGGUGGAGGAACAGAUGUUGACCGAGGUCAUCAGAUACGCGUCCAGCAUUGGUGUACCUGUUGACGCUAGCUUGAUGCGCACGCGCAUUGUUUUCGCGUGCGUUGGUUUCGAGCAGCAUUACGACGCACGAGGAGCCUCUAUGGCAACCUGUGCUAAAUGUGUGGGACAGGAUACACCCGAAGGACAGGAAGCCACAAGUCAAGAGGAUGGGCCUGUUUUACCAAAACACAUGAACGAAGAGAGUAGUAAUACGCAUUGCCACUCGGUAAUGCGUAUUCCUCGCCUGGUUUACCUCGAAGGAUUCCGUCGAGGCCUUGAGUUGGCUGCUAAUGCAACUGUAAAAUCGCAAGCUGUCUUUGUGCUUCAGAGCCCGUUUGCAAUCCCGGAUCUUCACACAUUCCUCUCACGGCUCCUGAAGUCGUCGCAAUUGGAUUCCGAAGGCGUGUACACGGGUAUGUCAGGAGUGUUAACGGCGUGCCUCGAUCGCAUAAUAUCGCAUGUUACAUCGCAUUUCGCCGUAAGCCACUGGGAUGUUAACACAAGCGCCGUUAUUCACCAGGAUGUAGCAAUACCGUCCGAUUUCGAUAUAGACGCUGGAACGGUCUCCAUGUAUUCGAAGGAAUCGUUUUUGCUGCUGCUGCGCGCUUUGCAGAUAGCAGCCACGCAGGCCAGUUCCGAGGCCGCCCGUGAGAACUUCAAGGCGACUAUAACGGCUGAAGAACAUUAUAACGCCAACGCAUUCAUUUCCAGAGUGCUGGACAAGGUUGUAGUGCGCACGUAUCACGUGCCGUAUGCAAUUGGUCUUUAUAUGGAUACUCUGGGUGGCAGGCAGUCGGCAUAG